This is a messenger RNA of Vigna radiata var. radiata (mung bean), 3465 nucleotides long. Its product is annotated as probable glutamate carboxypeptidase LAMP1. NCBI's taxonomy places the organism in Eukaryota, Viridiplantae, Streptophyta, Magnoliopsida, Fabales, Fabaceae. Gene Ontology annotation, molecular function: carboxypeptidase activity. The transcript has 4 exons. The coding region runs from base 608 to 1051 and encodes 147 amino acids. The record is from RefSeq and is a predicted model, not a curated record.
GUGAUUCAUACAUACAUGUGAUAGAGAUUUUAUAUACUCGGAAUUUGGUGAGUGGAUGUGAGAAAGAGAAGUUGAGAGAGUUAGAGAGAGAGAGAGAGACAGAGAGAGCGAGAUAUGGGAAGGGGAAGAGUGGAGUUGAAGAGAAUUGAGAACAAGAUCAACCGGCAAGUGACCUUUGCAAAACGAAGAAACGGGCUUUUGAAGAAAGCUUAUGAGCUUUCCGUUCUUUGUUGAUGCCGAGCUUGCUCUCAUCAUCUUCUCCACUAGAGGAAAGUUGUACGACUUCUGCAGCACUUCAAGUUUCCAACCUGGCCACCGCAUCUUCUUCAUCACGACUGCACCUUUCCCAAACAGUUGCCGCCGCCCAGAUCUUCACGACAUUAUUUUCUUUUGACGGGUGAAAACCACAAUCUCCUCCUUGCGUUCACAAUUUCCCAUUUUUCCCUCGCAAGAAAGUGAGACAUCACCGACGACUUGGACAACGUGUUCGACGACGAGGAGGACGAUGCGUGGAAGGAAUGGGGCAAGGAACCUGAACCCUCUUUUCUCCCCUCCGAUAUUUCCAAGAUGGAUCCCUCGUAGAUUCAGGAUGAGAUGAAGAAGCGCCAUGCCGACCCGUCAUCGGAUUCGACAAGCUCCAGUUUGGGGUUCGCCGGACUUCGGUGUUGUUGGUGGUGAGGAAAAAUGGUUUUCUGAUGAGAAGUGGAUGCCACCAAGUGGUGUUCAAGUGGGGACAGUGUAUGGUAAGUUAGGGGACCCCACAACUCCUGGUUGGGCAAGUAGUGGUGGAGAUUGUGAGAGGUUGAGCAAGGAGGAGGUGAAGAAGAGAGGUGAAGUUCCUCUGAUACGUUCAUUGCCUGUGUCAGCUGUUGAUGGGGAGAAGAUAAUGAUGUCACUUGGUGGACCUGUUGCAGAGGAUGAUUGGAAGAGAAGCAAGGAUGCUCCUGAUUACAAGCUUGGACCAGGACCAGGAAUUCUCAACCUUAGUUACAUGGGGCAGGAUGUUAUAGCCACAAUUCAAAAUGUUAUUAGUGCGAUUGAAGGGGCAUAAGAGCCUGAUAGCACAACCUAGAUUGGGUUACCUUUGUGGCGGAGUGAAGAACACUUUCUGUACUGGUUUGGAGAAGUGUUGUCUUCUAUAGUAAGUUGCACCAUUAUCUCUAUCUUUUAUGCUUGUUUUAAAAUGCUACAUUUCUAUUCUAUGAUACUUAAUGUGAUUCAUGGAGAGGUAUAACUAACUAUUCAUGGAGAAACUUUUUGAUUUGAGGAAGAAAAAUAAAAUAUUUGACAUAUCUUAACACUCAGUGUGUAGAUAAUGAUAAUGCUAACACAAUACCUAAUUUCUUUUACAAAAGGGGAUAGCUCACAAAAGCCUCGAGUCCCACAUGUCAGGGACUGAUAUAGGAAUUUAAUAAGAAGCCACAUAAGUGGCAACCAGUAACUUAAUUACAUUUUGUAAUUUUGUUAGAAGGUUAUAGCAUUUGUUAUGCUUUUUAGUUUUUCAAAUAAUAAAUACUUAAUUCAGAGGAAGGGGGAAAAACGAUUCUUAUCGCAGCAAAAACAAUCUUCUUCUCAAAAUUCUUUGGCAUCAUUUCAGAUUCUCCUUUGAAUCUCUAAGAUUUUAAGUUCUUCGAAUAUUUCUAUAUUCCUAGAACUUACUUUAUCAGGGACCAACUUCUGUCAGUGGAAGGGCGUCAGCUUCACAACCAACCGCGUCACCUCAAUCAACAUCACUUCACAAUUGCUCAACGAAGCGCUACCUCCGGAUCUCAACUCCCUAUCCCAAAUCACCUCGCUUUCUCUCCAAGGCAACACAUUCUCCAGCGCAUUGCCUUCCCUUGCCAACCUCUCCACGCUAGAAAUUGUGUUCCUCGGGGGCAACAACUUCACCUCCAUUCUCGACGGUUGCUUCUAAUGUCUCACUAGCUUACAGAGCCUCAACAUGGCAAACAACUUCAAGCUCACUCCAUGGGCGAUUCCUGCCGAGUUGACUCAGUCCUCCAACCUUGUCAAAUUCGAUAUUGGAAGCACAAACCUCAAUGGUACCUUGCCUAAACUAUUUGACUCCCUUGUGAGUUUGCAGGAGCUUUGUCUCUCUUACAACAACCUCAUUGGGAGUUUUCCAAAGACCUUCGCGGUAUCCGGGAUUCAGAAUUUGUGGCUCGACAAUUAGAAACAUGAGGUAUCUAAUAUUCAGAGAUAUUGGCCGAAUAUUCUGAAACACGAGUUCGGGCUAUCGAGUACCAUUAAGGUGCUUGCUCCCAUGACCCAUUUGUCUCAAGUGUGGCUUCAGACCAACUUUUUCAUGGGUCCCAUUCCGGAUUUUUCAAAUUGCAUCACUUUGUUCAAUCUGCAGCUGAAUGACAACGAGUUAACCAGUAAGGUUCCAUCUUCUUUCAUAUCUUUUUUCUAGUUUGCAGAACGUCUCUUUAGAUGACAAUUUUCUUCAAGGUCUCGUUCCUUCAUUUGGAAUGGGUGUGAAGGUCACUUUUGAUUCAAAUAGUUUUUGUAGGAAUGACUCUGGACCCUGUAAUUCUCACGUCACCACUUUGCUUGAUAUUGCUAAACAUUUUGGCUAUCCCUUUUAGUUUGCGAGUUCUUGGUUUUGUAAUGAUCCUUGUGAGGAUUGGAAUUUCAUUGUGUGUUCUAAGGGGAAGAUUGUUACUGUGAAUUUGGCCUGUGAGAAUUUGACGGGAACGAUUUCACUUACAUUUGCCAAUUUACCAAAUUUGAUAAACAUGUAUCUCAAUGAAAAUCAUUUGAGGGAUGAAUACUAGGAGGCUUGACUAAUUUGGCUCAGUUUGAGGUUCUAGACGUAUUUAAGAACAAUUUAUUUGGUGAUUUUCCACAGUUCCCAACCAAUGCGAUGUUAAACACUGAUUUUAAUAUUUUUCUUCAUAUAUUAAAGGUGAUGGUGGUAGUGGAACUACUUCAUUAAGCGGUUCUAGUGAUGAACCAAUGAGAAGUCCAAAUACAACAUCAAGUGGUUUUUCACUCUCUCCUGCUUUGAUUGCAGGUAUUGUGGUUAUUGUUGUGUUUUUUGUCACGGUGGUUGUGCUUGUCUUUUGCGUGUGUCGUACCAAAAACUGACAUUGGACAUUGAGAAAGGUUAAGAAUCUAGAAAACAAAAUAAAAAGUUGUUGUGAAGAUCAUGGAAUGUGGUUCGUAGAGAGGAAGUAAGGGAAUGAAUUGGAAGCAAAAAUUGCAGAGUAAUGUGAGGCACGAGUGCCUCACUUUACUCAGAACAACAAUUUAUGCUUCCAAUUCAUUCAUUCCCUNACUUGCCAUUCUACAAGAACCAAAUUUCACUUAACCUUUCCCAAUGUCCAAAGCCAGUUUUUGUCAUGGCACCUGCAAAAGGCAAGCACAACCACCGCGACAAAAAAGACACCAAUAAACACAAUACCUGUCGUCCAAGCAGGAGAGAGUGAAAAACGACCAUAUGUUGCAUUUGGACUUUCGAUU